AUGUCUAUCAAAUUAAGUGAAUUAGUAUUUAAUACAGUAUCUGAUAUUCAUACAUCUCCAAUUGACUCUGAUAUGAGAACUAUUGUUAAUGCUGUAGAGAAAGUUGAUGGAGCAGAUAUUGCUUUAAGACUUCAAUUAGAAGAUAAAAUGCGUGAUUAUUCAAAGAAACGAAUUUCUGAAGGAGAGAUAUUAAAUUGUUUAGUUCUUGCAAAUUAUGUAGUCCAAAAUUCUCCUUGUUUUAGAACACAAGUAGCUGAAUUAUCAUUUGUUAAUCGUUUACAAAAAAUUGGUAAAAUGAAGAAAUUACAUAAUGAAGUAAAUAUUGUAGAAGAUAAAGUAAGAGAACUUAUUGCUGUUUGGGGAACUUAUUUCCCAUGUGAAUUAAGUGAAUAUGCAUUCCUUUAUAAAAGAUAUUGUAAUCAAAGUAUUAUUAAUCCAAGAACACAACCAACAGUAUUUCUUCCAACUGAAGUAACAAGAUUAAUUCCACACGUAGAACAUAAUUUAAGAAAUAUUACAAGAGCACUUGAAAUUGGUUCAGGUAAUUUAGAAACUAUUUACAAACAUGGAAUGAAAAUUAGUGCUAAAUAUCAAAAACAAUGUGCUCUUUGUCGUAAACAAGCAGUUAGAUAUGAUGUUAAUCAAUUAAAUGCUAUUGAAGAAAUAGGUGAACGUUUAGAAGAAUAUUUAAAAGAGUUAGAAAAAGAAAUACAAAAUAAUUCAAAUAAACUAGUUGAACCUACUACUUUUUCUGUAGAUGAGAGUGAAUUAGUUAGACCAAUUUCUUGUAAGUUUAAUGUUUCAUUAUUACCUCCUCCAUCAUCUCCAAAACUUCAUUCUAUUCUUCAUUAUAGAGGUGAAUCACCCACUUCUCCAAUAUCUCAAAGUUGCUGUUAUUCACGUAAUGAUAAUCAUUUAGAGUCAUCUGGAGAUCUUUCUCCAUUAUGUAAUUUCUCAUUAUCUCUUGACCCAUCAAAAUCUCCAUUAAAGGGAUGUACUCCAAACAUCUUUAGUUUUGAUGAAGAUUUACAAUUUGAACAACACCAACCUGGUCCGUUACAAAAUUCUUUGCUUUGA
Messenger RNA from Entamoeba dispar SAW760, 1077 nucleotides. RefSeq lists its product as uncharacterized. NCBI's taxonomy places the organism in Eukaryota, Evosea, Mastigamoebida, Endamoebidae. The record is from RefSeq and is a predicted model, not a curated record. The transcript has a single exon. Bases 1 to 1077 code for a protein of 358 amino acids.